Molecule: messenger RNA, 717 nt
Organism: Naegleria fowleri
Lineage: Eukaryota; Heterolobosea; Eutetramitea; Acrasida; Naegleriidae
Exons: 2
Coding region: 1-717 (238 amino acids)
Source: RefSeq, a predicted model, not a curated record
AUGAAACCACCUUCUCAACAACAACUCUUGGGUAUUUGUCUCCUUCUCCUCUUCGUCAUGUUGUGGAUUCUUUUAGAAGGAAACGAACUUGCAUAUCCUCAUGUUCAUGCAUCGUCAGUGCAAGCCAUUCCCUUCGUUUCGCUUAUUCACGAAGAGAAUCGUGAUCAUUCCUCUUUGAUUGAAGAAGAGACUCUUUCCUUUCCACUCUCUCAUGAAAAUAAUUUGAUGAACCAGUUGAAUCGAUUGCAAACACUCAUGAAUCGAAGAGAAAUGAUUCAUUCGUUUUCUGCUGUGAAUCGUUUGAAACAAGUGGACUACAAUGAACAAGUUCAAAUUGUGAAACAAUUGAAUGAACCUCGAAUGGUGGCCAAAACGUCAGAAAUCAUUUCAUCUUUCAAAGCUAUUGAAUGGAUUGAUGAAUAUGAACCAAGAUUCAAAAGUGCUUUGAAUUUUCAAAAAAUUCAACAACUCGCUCAACGACAACUUGGCGAGACAUUUCACACUUCCAGUAGUUCUGUUAAUAAGAAUGACAGCACGAACAAGAUUCUGAUACAUGUCAUUAUUACCAUUCUCCCAUCUCUUGAUGCCAUUCUUGUCAAUCAAGAACUCGAAGAAGCUCAUCUCAUUGCCAAUGAAUUGAAUUCCAAACUCACAGAAUGGUUUUCCCAACAACGACAACAGCAAUGGAAAACAACACCCAAAAGAAUCCUUCAAUAA